This is a messenger RNA of Hevea brasiliensis (rubber tree), 1779 nucleotides long. RefSeq lists its product as uncharacterized. The transcript has 3 exons. Gene Ontology annotation, molecular function: S-adenosylmethionine-dependent methyltransferase activity. NCBI's taxonomy places the organism in Eukaryota, Viridiplantae, Streptophyta, Magnoliopsida, Malpighiales, Euphorbiaceae. The record is from RefSeq and is a predicted model, not a curated record. Bases 619 to 1560 code for a protein of 313 amino acids.
UGUGGUCUCUCUCUCUCUCUCUCUCUCUCUCUCACGCAAGGUCCGUACAAAUCCACCCACUAAAGGCAGUAAGAACCUUUUUUUGGGAGAAAAAAAUGAGAUCAAAUCUCAAUUCCUUCUUUCCCUUUUAAAGCUGGGUUAGCACAAAACGACGAAUCCAAACGCGUUUCAUGCUUGUAAGGGCAAUAGAGAUGAUAAUAUCACUGUUACCAGACCUGACAUUUGCAGAUUUAUUACGCUGAUUUUGUCUCUCUUACUCGUAUUCACUCAGUUCUGAGUUGAAAACAGCGCUUGGGGGGAGAUUCUGAUACAGAAGCUCUGAUUUUCUGCCAUCUUUUUAUGUUUGGUUUCUCUGUUGCCGUUUUGGGAUUGGGCUGGAAAAUUCUCUGUAUCUGCAAUCACUGGAUCUGAUGGUUUUUUUCAAGUGGUACUGACAUUUCGUUACUGUUAGUGGGAGAAUCUGAGUUUCUGCUUUUCUGGGUUCUGCUUGGUUUUGAGUGUGCCCAAUUUGCUGCUCUUUUUACAGCUUCUGAAAAAAAAGAAGAAGAUAUUCUGCCGUUUCUUUUUUUCUUUUUUUGUUUAAACUAAAAAAAUUGCAGAAGACCCAGACCCCUUCCAAUGUCACUCACUGUGAAACCUCAUCUCCAUUAUUACAACAACAAAACGGGCAAACCCACAUCAACAAACAGAGAUUGGACACAGAUCUAUGCAAUCUAUGGCAUGGACCAGUGGCAAACCUUGUUCUUCCUCUUGUGUCACGCCAUUUUCUUCUCCAUCCUAUCCAUUCUCUUCCUCUUUUACUUCGAUCCAGUCUGCAAUCUCUUAGAGACUGGUGUUCUUCUUUUCACCACCACUACCAGCAGCACUGGCGCCGCUCGCUUCGUCGCCGGAUUCACCGGGUGUGUGACAGCGCUGUCCGCACUUUGCCUUUUCUUCGCAGCUGGGAACUUCUUUUACAGCUCGGUGGCGUUGCAUCAUGAUAUGGCACAGAGGAUGGUAAGUUAUGUGAAUGAUUGGUCUUCGGUUAAAUUGGCUCUUGAUAUUGGGUGUGGUCGUGGGAUUUUGUUGAAUGCGGUGGCUACCCAGUUGAAGAAAACUGGGAGCUCUGGCCGGGUUGUCGGGUUGGACCGCUCUAAACGGACCACUCUGUCCACUCUCCGAACAGCUAACAUGGAAGGAGUAGGAGAGUAUGUUACAUGUAGAGAAGGUGAUGUGAGAAGCUUACCCUUUGUAGACAACUAUUUUGAUGUGGUGGUGUCAGCUGUUUUUGUUCAUAAAGUAGGAAAAGAAUACGGCCAUCGGACGGUGGAGGCAGCGGCAGAGAGAAUGAGGGCAUUGGGUGAGAUGGUUAGGGUUCUGAAAUCUGGUGGGAUAGGAGUGGUGUGGGACAUAGUACAUGUACCAGAAUACGUCCGGCGAUUGCAGGAGUUGAAGAUGGAGGAUAUUAGGGUUUCAAAGCGUGUAACUGCCUUCAUGGUGAGCAGCCACAUCGUGUCAUUUCGGAAGCCUGAUCAGCUCGUAUGGGGACUGAGUGAGGUUAGGCUGGAUUGGAGAUGCUGAUCAUUUGGUAAUGCAUAUCAUCGUUAUUAAUUAAAACUAGAAAAAAAAAAAAAGAAAGGAAAAGAAUUAGGUAAAAAAAAAAUAUAUGCAUAGUAAAUGAUGAGUUUACUUUCAGAAAUCUGAAGAAACGAAGUGGAUUCAGAUACUUUAUUGAAAGUGUAUAUAUAUAUAUAUAUAUUAUGUAAUUUAACAUAUAAAUUAUAUGAUUAUUGUUGAAAA